Messenger RNA from Sclerotinia borealis F-4128, 1143 nucleotides. Lineage: Eukaryota; Fungi; Ascomycota; Leotiomycetes; Helotiales; Sclerotiniaceae. The record is from the annotation of a GenBank genome assembly.
AUGACAACCAAGAAUACCACUGAAGAGGUCAGCGACGCGGUCGCGAUCGCUGUAGGCAUCUUAACAUCAUCAACUCCAAAUUUUGUCGUUCCCGUCGAUACUGCUACUAUUUCUGCCUCGGCUGGGAGUACGCUCGUCUCGAGUGAGGGUUCCAUAUCUCAACCAUCAACGUACUCAUUCCCAUCUCCUAACGUCCUUGUACUGACUACCUUCUCGACGACAACUAUUCCAUACGGGAAUCCCACUGUUCCAGUCACUGCUGGAUCGCUAGCUCCUGCGACGACUGAUCCGAUCAUACCCGUCUCGGUGUCUACUUCCCUACCCUAUGACAUUUCUACAGUGUUCGUGGCACCCUCGAGCACUAUACAUAUUGCCCCCCUUUCCACAAUAUCACCUCCGACCACUAUCUCAUCUACUAGUCCUCUUCUACCCAUUUCCUCAAUACCAACGACGAUUUCGACCCCAUUACCACUAGCCAUAAUUCCCACCACCUUAACAUCAUUGUCCUCCUCUCCAUCAUCGACACAGGUACCGCUAACAAACGAUCCCGCUGCUGGCACCUCAACUACACCCCGUCCCACUACUUCCAGCCACUCUUCAUCCAGUCACGUCGGGGUUUACGUCGGUGCCGCGGUCGGCGGUGCCAUUCUUUUCCUGCUCCUCCUCAUCGCCAUCAUAUGUCUCUCCCGCCGCCGCAGACGCAAACAUCCCAAGCACCACCCCGACCGCCCAGCUUUCAUCGGCGGCUACGAGCUCAAAUUGGACAAGGUUGGAGAGUUGCAACGGGUUGUCCACGAGAAGAGAGUUCGGAGACAUACAUUUGAGGCAUGGAAAAGAGGAGUUGUGCCCGAUAUCGAUCCGGAUGAUGUAGCGGGGAAAAGCGAAUUCAAUGUCACCAGCGGAAGUCCCCCAGCCGGAGAUUCGAAUUCGUUGGUGGAUGUCGCGGAAGAUGUGCCGAAUGAAAAUUACGAAGCAGGAGGAUUGAUUGGGGAUGAUGAUGCGGAUUAUGUGGUCUCGCCAAUCGAGGAGGAGCAGAAGACCGAAAGACCGAUAUCGGGUAUUACACCUUUGAUAUUUCAAUGGGAACAGAGAGCAAGUCAGAAAGGAAAGCCAGCAACCGGCAUGAUUGGACAGGCAUUAUAG